AUAAUUUUUUUAUUGAUUUGUUUUUUACAACACAGUUUAUGCACUUACUGGGAGUUCCUGAACAGUGGACCAUAGUAGAUGUUUAUGGAAUAGAUAGUGAUGCCCUAGCUUGGGUUCCUCGCCCUGCUAUUGCGCUAAUUUUGCUAUUUCCGUAUAGUGAUAAGUUUUUGGAGUAUGCCAAAGAAGAGGCUGAAAAAAUUAAAGAAAAAGGCCAAGUUCUGGUUGAUGAUAUUUUUUACAUGAAACAAUAUGUGUCUAAUGCAUGUGGUAGUAUGGCUUUGAUACAUGCUGUAGCAAACAAUACAGAUAAGAUAGAAUUAAAAGAUGGUGUUUUUAAAAAAAUCCUGAAAGACUGUAAAGAUAUGACCCCAGAAGAAAGGGGAGAAUUACUGUCUAAAGUAAAUGAGGAUUCUGAUGCCUAUAAACUAAUUGCAGCACAUCAAGAACUUGCCAAAGAAGGACAGACAGAGGCCAAUCCAGAGGAGAAAGUAAACCAUCAUUUUGUGGCUUUUGUCCAAAAAGGUGGUUGGCUUUAUGAGUUAGAUGGAAGAAAAGAUUUUCCAAUUAAUCAUGGGGCUUCAAGUGAAGACUCAUUUUUGGAAGAUGCGGCUAAAGUUUGUAAAGCUUUCAUGGAGAGAGAUGCAGAUGACGUAAACUUCACCAUAAUGGCCUUAGUGAAAAAUGAUUAGGCUGAUAAACUGAUAUUUGAACCAAAAUUCCUAGUUAAGGCAUUUACUUUUUUUUUAAUUGCUUUAGCUUAUCCUGAUGAUACACGCAAAGGGGACACUUUGGUUGCUAUUUAUACUUAUUUAAAUUUGAGUCAAUGUCUUAAUUUUGAUAUGUUAAACAUGACUCACUGUGAAGAUUGUGUUAUGCUUUAAGCUUAAUAAUCCUAAAGAAAAUAUUAAAUAAAAACACAUGAUUAUUCAAUAA
Messenger RNA from Anthonomus grandis grandis, 933 nucleotides. It is a transcript of the gene Uch, whose product is annotated as ubiquitin carboxyl-terminal hydrolase. Gene Ontology annotation, biological process: ubiquitin-dependent protein catabolic process; protein deubiquitination. The transcript is spliced from 5 exons. Bases 39 to 689 code for a protein of 216 amino acids. Gene Ontology annotation, molecular function: cysteine-type deubiquitinase activity. NCBI's taxonomy places the organism in Eukaryota, Metazoa, Arthropoda, Insecta, Coleoptera, Curculionidae. The record is from RefSeq and is a predicted model, not a curated record. Gene Ontology annotation, cellular component: cytoplasm.